Messenger RNA from Didymella exigua CBS 183.55, 1341 nucleotides. RefSeq lists its product as uncharacterized. Lineage: Eukaryota; Fungi; Ascomycota; Dothideomycetes; Pleosporales; Didymellaceae. The transcript has a single exon. The record is from RefSeq and is a predicted model, not a curated record. Bases 425 to 1234 code for a protein of 269 amino acids.
CUGCUAGCGGGUUUGGGUGUCUUGCAUUUGUGGCGUUUAGAUUCGGUGUGUUUUCUGCAUGGAGGGGGAAGAGAAGAGAGCAUAGGAGGGGGAAGAAAAGAGAGCAUAGGAGGGGGAAUGUGCACAAGCAUAGAUGUAUACAUUGCAGAUUAUGCAGCGCUCGUCUACCUACCUAGCCUGGUAUUUGUUUGUUAUUUGUUGCUGGACGCGUGGGGGACGCGUCAGCGUGCACUUCCCUCGAGCUCACCGCGUCCGCGCUUUUUAUCGCACGCUCAUUCUCCCCCUAAUGUUGCUUUUGUUGCGUACUUGUGGUGCUGUGCGGUUCUGUCCGACACUACAGACGUAACAACGCUCGUAACAACGCUGGACGCAAACAUGGAAUGUCGACACAUCGGUCAGAGCUCGCGUCUAUCGACCUUGAGAGAUGCACUACCUCUCACACCAACAGCCGCGUCCCAUCAUCCAAGUAGGUACGAACAUCCAAACACGAGACCGUGCAACCUCGCAUGCCUUGCUUCUCAAAGCAUCGGAGCUCUCACAUCACGUAGCCAUCGUUGAGCAAAGUCGCCACGCUGCCCCAGUGACGCCUACUCUCACUCUACCGCAUCAACGGCUGGUGUUAUGGCGUAGGCCACAAGCUUGUCUGCGCAAUGUGAGCUUGAGAGAGGAGGUCACUGCGGCGCUCUUAGUGGUAGAGCGGCCUCGAACGGCUGCACCCUUUUUGCAGGACGUAUCGGGCGUCUUUGUACGCUUUGCAGACCAGUUCAUGAAGGAGAUCGGCACAUUGUACUUGGCGUCUUGGCGUGCCGAGUCGAACAACUUCACGCAUGCGACUGACCAAGGCAGAAGACUGGUUCAAAUCCGGGGUGGGAUGGAUAACCACUUCAGCACUAGUGUCAUGACCAGCUGUGAGCGGUUGAAGCCAAACCUUUGUGGUUGCACGGUAGCUACAGGCCCAGUUCCACCCAACGGACGCCGAGUCUACCAUCUGGAAGGCCAAGAUCACGAAUGCUCACCAACUCGACGACGCUUACAAAAGCUUGCAGUUUGGCUUGGCAAGACGCCGAGAACCCGUGUCCACCGCCCACGUGCAUGUUCAAAGUUGCGAGGCGAGCAUAUAUUGUAUUUUGACGAUUGCCCAAAUUCCUCUGCAGUUCCCGCAGCUUCCCACUUCGAACCCCGAAUUGCUUCAAACUAUACGGCUCCCACCAGCUCUUUGCACCGUGACCACUGACCGUCACUACACCACCGCUAACCCACUCGUCGCCAAUCACGGCGUAAACACGGAGGAGUCUGUCCCAGAACCCGUGCUGAAGUACUCUAUGGAAUUCACAAUCAACA